This is a messenger RNA of Lemur catta (Ring-tailed lemur), 792 nucleotides long. It is a transcript of the gene NKX6-3, whose product is annotated as NK6 homeobox 3. Lineage: Eukaryota; Metazoa; Chordata; Mammalia; Primates; Lemuridae. Gene Ontology annotation, biological process: cell differentiation; regulation of transcription by RNA polymerase II. Gene Ontology annotation, molecular function: RNA polymerase II cis-regulatory region sequence-specific DNA binding; DNA-binding transcription factor activity, RNA polymerase II-specific. The transcript is spliced from 3 exons. Bases 1 to 792 code for a protein of 263 amino acids. Gene Ontology annotation, cellular component: nucleus. The record is from RefSeq and is a predicted model, not a curated record.
AUGGAGUCCAACCUGCAGGGGACCUUCCUUCUGAACAACACACCACUGGCUCAGUUCUCGGAGAUGAAGGCCCCCGUGUGCCAGUACUCCGUGCAGAACUCCUUCUACAAGCUCAGCCCCCCGGGGCUGGGCCCCCAGCUGGCCGCCGGGACCCCCCACGGCAUCACCGACAUCCUGAGCAGGCCCGUGGCCACCCCGAACAGCAGCCUCCUCUCCAGCUACCCCCACGUGGCCGGCUUCAGCGGACUCGGCUCCCAGGGGGUCUAUUACGGCCCCCAGGUGGGAAAUUUUUCCAAGGCUGGGAACGAGUACCCCACCCGGACCCGGAACUGCUGGGCAGACACGGGCCCGGACUGGCGCGGCGGGCGGCCGUGCAGCAACGCCCCAGACCCCCUAGGCGACAGCAUCCACAAGAAGAAGCACACCCGGCCCACCUUCACGGGGCACCAGAUCUUCGCGCUGGAGAAAACCUUUGAGCAGACCAAGUACUUGGCCGGCCCGGAGAGGGCGCGGCUGGCAUACUCGCUGGGCAUGACUGAGUCGCAGGUCAAGGUGUGGUUCCAGAACCGGAGGACCAAGUGGCGGAAGAAGAGCGCCCUGGAGCCAUCGUCCUCCACGCCACGGGCCCCUGGCGGCGCGGGGGCGGGCGGGGACCGGGCCACCUCGGAGAAUGAGGAUGACGAGUACAACAAGCCACUGGAUCCCGACUCGGACGACGAGAAGAUCCGGCUGCUGCUCCGCAAGCACCGCGCCGCCUUCUCGGUGCUCAGCCUGGGCGCGCACAGUGUGUGA